AUGUCUGACCAGGAAGCAAAACCUUCAGCUGAGGAAGUGAGGGAUGAGAAGGAAGGAGAAUACAUUAAACUCCAAGUCAUUGGACAGGAGAGCAGUGAGAUCCACUUCAAAGUGAAAAUGACAACACAUCUCAAGAGACUCAAAGAAGCAUACUGUCAGAGAAUUGCUGGGAAUCACACUCCAAAAGAACUGGGAAUGAAGGAAGAUGUGAUUGAAGUUCAUCAGGAACAAACAAGGGGACAUUCAAUGAUUUAG
This is a messenger RNA of Prionailurus viverrinus (fishing cat), 255 nucleotides long. Its product is annotated as small ubiquitin-related modifier 1-like. Gene Ontology annotation, molecular function: protein tag activity; ubiquitin-like protein ligase binding. Gene Ontology annotation, cellular component: PML body; nucleus. Bases 1 to 255 code for a protein of 84 amino acids. The transcript has 2 exons. NCBI's taxonomy places the organism in Eukaryota, Metazoa, Chordata, Mammalia, Carnivora, Felidae. The record is from RefSeq and is a predicted model, not a curated record. Gene Ontology annotation, biological process: protein sumoylation.